Hymenoscyphus albidus is the source of this 2038-nucleotide messenger RNA. Lineage: Eukaryota; Fungi; Ascomycota; Leotiomycetes; Helotiales; Helotiaceae. The record is from the annotation of a GenBank genome assembly.
CAGCUGGCUUCUUCAACCCCAAUAGGUGACGAUGCGAUUCGAUUCGACCACAGCCUUGAUACCAUUCAGAAGACAAGCCGGCUCGAAUGCAGUCCGGUAAGAGAAAGGCCAGCCUCGACCGUACCAUCACCACCCAUCUCGGUGAACAACUUUGGGAGGCUCAGGCUGACCACACCACACCAUCACACUACCCCAUCCCCCCACCCAUACACCCCCAAUCCCUGGAAGGCUUCCAUCUCUUCUUCUAUCCUUCCCAACUACCCGUAUGUUGCAGCCAGCUUACCUUACCUACCUCAACUUAUGUCAAGUGGCUUUGCUUUGCCUUGAAGUCCUGACUCCUGACUGUCCUGGGGCUCUGAUGCAGUCCUAGUUUUGACACAUGUUCAUCAUCAUCAGGAAUCCAUAACUUAUAUCGCCGCCAGUGGAAUCAUGGAAGCCCCUUUCAUUAGUUCUGAUUGAAUCAUAUCGUUGUUUGUUUGUUUGUAGCGCUGCAGCUCUUCCACACUGCACGCCACACCCCUCGGUUCCUGAGUUGUCAGUAGUCACCCGCGCCAUGUCUUUUCUAAGCAAGCGGAGGCGGAGUCAGAGGUCUUUUGUGAGAGGACCUCGAAGUGAAGAAUUCACAGUGAGGAGAGUCGAACCCAGUAAUGAGAUACAAAUCCGUAACGAGACACUCCCAGCGGGGAGCUCGAUACCUCCAAAUUCGAAUGCGGCCGAUUUUGCGCUUGACGAUUCCUGUGUGUAAGAUUUCGUGAUAUCUGCGGAGGUGUAUCUCUAACCAAGGUGUAGCCGUCGCAAAUCAUCCAAACACAGCUCAUCGCAUCUACGCUUCCUCGCAUGGGUGGCCUACACUCGCAAGUUCACAGAUGAACCCAUCACGCAGGAAGAAAGAAGAACAUGUCCACUGUUAUGGUGUCGCGCCGUCUUCGAGGACCAAGAGGCCAUGCUUCAACACGUGUGGGAUUGUGAACAUCUGGCAAAAGGACUUUACUGGUGUUUUCACUGUCAGAAACCCGAACGAGUAGGAUCAUUUCAAUGCAGGAGAUGUCAGGGGACUCCUUCAAAGACUGAUAGGAUCGCGACGGUCGCUAAAAGAAUCUUCUCUAAAUUGGGAUCCAAGCAUCACAAGACCCCAAAGGUACCGCAGCCCCAACCGGAACCCGACAUGACUGUAGCCAAGUAUCCAGAGAUUUCCGAGACUUUGGAAAAUCACCCGGAUUUCCCAACAAUGUAUGAUGCUGGUCCGGGGGGGGAUUAUAGCUCACAGGAGCUAUCGCGGACAGCCGGUACGUCCAGGUCAGCCUCAGAUUGGGCUGCACGAGAAUUGCCUGAUACGCAGAUAUGUGAGAUGAUCGGAUCCGAGUGUCCUUUGGAGCUCAGUAACGGUGCAGAGGAGAGUUGGUUGCCUCAGAGUUAUCAAGUGAACCAAGAUAGCUGGUUCACCCCAGAUAUUCCAUUAGCAUCAAACAAUAGCAACCCCGAAAAGCCGUGGAGUCUCGAUCUUCUGCCUCCACUGAAUACUCAAUUACCACGUCCAAACCAGGGCCGUGUUUCCUCUCAAGAUUAUAAUGAUGACUGGACAGACGAGCCUAUGUCUGCCACGUUAGUGUCGCCAUUGGAUGUCGAUGGGCGUGAUGACCGAUUCGCUUCGUUGUUCCAAGAGAUAUCACCCACUGAUACCGAAUUGAGUGGCAUCUCAUUCCUGACUGAUUCUGGAUAUACGAGUGCGACUGUAUCAUCGACAUGGAGUAGUUCGUCAAUGGCAAACUUUGAGCUGCAUCCAGGUUUCAAUGAACCAAGAGGAAAGAAACGGUAUCGCGAUGAGAUUGAACAGACGCAUUCGAUCAAUGCAAUCGUGUCAAGAAAUAGCUCAACCAGGUCAACGAAUUCCGUCUCACCAGAGGAAACUGAGGUUGUAGAAGCUGAGAAUACCCAUUCUCCCAGCAGAUGUCCUAGUACAAAAAAGCCCAAGAUUGUUUCUCCAUAUUGGGAGAGUGCCUCAACUCUCGUUCAGUCAUUCAUUCUCCGAGGUACUUGA